CGUGUGCGCCCAUGGCGGAGGCCGUCCGCGACAUCAAUCCGCCGCCCUGCCCGUGGGGGCAGGAAAGGAUAGACGGCAACUGCGCUGACCCGUGCAGUGUGAUGGUGUGCGACGCCCAUGCCUCGUGCGUGAAGGAGGUGGGCCAGCUGGCCACGUGCGUCUGCAACUGGGGCUUCGCCAUGACGUCCGACCAAGGCUGCGUCGACACGUGCACGCUGAAGGCCUGUGUGGACGGCACGUGCAGCAAGGACAGCGUGACUGGGGCGGCCGCCUGUUCCUACACGUGUGUGGUGAAGGCGUGUGAUGGCGCGUGCACCCAUUACGCCGACGGAGCGGCAUCCUGCCAUUGUGACGCCGACGCUGGCUUGGUACUGCUGGAGGACGGCAGGACGUGCAAAGACACGUGUGAGGUGAAGGCGUGUGAUGGCACGUGCACCAAGGACGCCGACGGAGUGGCAUCCUGCCAUUGUGACGCCGACGCUGGCCUCGUACUGCUGGCUGAUGAGAGGACGUGCAAAGACACGUGUGAGGUGAAGGCGUGUGUGGAUGGCACGUGCAGCCAGGACGUCAACGGAGCGGCAUCCUGCCAUUGUGACGCCGACGCUGGCCUUGUUCUGCUGGAUGACACGCGCACGUGCAAAGACGUGUGCCUCGUCGCGGACUGUGAGGGCAAGGACGCCAAGUCCACAUGUGUGAGGAAUCGGGACGUGGCUCACUGUGAAUGCGUGAUCAACUACGAGCUGUUCCAGGGCGUAUGCACUGAUGUGUGCAUCAUCAAGGACUGUGAAGGCAGUGAUGCCAAUUCCACGUGUGUCAAGAAUGGCAUCGAUGCAACCUGUGUCUGCAAGACUGGGUUCAAGCUGUUUGAGGGCAAAUGCAUUGGUAUGCUUGCCCUUCCUGCCACCACCCCUCCCCUUGCCCCUUUCCCUGCCGGCUCAGGGGCUGAUUGGUGCCCCUUCAAGAGCUGUGACACGAGCCUCUCCACGUGCGUGAGGAGGCUGGACGGGAUUCCCUUCUGCAUUUGCAACAAGGGGGUCCCGCUCACCACCAAGAGCUGCGUUGGCAAGGUGCCCUCAGCAUAG
Closterium sp. Naga37s-1 is the source of this 1082-nucleotide messenger RNA. NCBI's taxonomy places the organism in Eukaryota, Viridiplantae, Streptophyta, Zygnematophyceae, Desmidiales, Closteriaceae. The record is from the annotation of a GenBank genome assembly.